Paramecium pentaurelia is the source of this 715-nucleotide messenger RNA. NCBI's taxonomy places the organism in Eukaryota, Ciliophora, Oligohymenophorea, Peniculida, Parameciidae. The record is from the annotation of a GenBank genome assembly.
GAUGGAAGUUAAUAAGCCUUUCAUUAUUACAAAGCGAUAAGGUGAUUCUUUAUUACCUCCUGAUUGUGAAGAAUUUAAUGAAGCUAUAGAGGAUAAAAUAAGGUUUUUGUAAAGUUCAAAUAUAUUCAUAAUUGUAAGUUAACUAUCCAUAAUCGUUAGUGUGCAUUUAUAUAUUAAUGCAUAAGAUUUCUAUAUUAUUUCAUACAUUAUCGAACUACAUGUUACACAUAUGCAAUAUUGUGUUUAGUUAUAGUAGGUGGAAACAUUUUUUGGAUUGCAAGUUCAACCUAUGGAUUUCUUGGUAUUAAUUCAAGGUCUUCUUCAGAAAUUGGAAAAUAUCUGUGUUUGACAUCAACUGUUCUAGCGACUCGAUUAAUUACAUACUUUUUAGUUUGGGCAUUAAUGCAAGGAUAUGCUUAACAAUACAAUAUUUUAUCUAAAACUAGAUUAUUAUAGGAAAAUACAACAUAAUAACCAACUUCAACAGAUAUAACUGAAGAUUAAAAGUAAGAAAUCAUUUGUGGAUAAUUGUAUCAAGGAACUUUAAUGAUGGUUUAAGCUAUAAUUGAAACUAUCUUUUUAGGUGUUAUUAUCUACUUUGUUGUUUAAGUUAAAAAGUAUAUUACAAGUAUAUUUAAUAUUCAUAACUUUAGAUUAUGAAAGUAAUUAAAAAAAGAAAUAAAGGAAAUGGAAUCUAUAAGCUUCCAUCGUUUGA